UCCAUGUGCUGUAGGUGCCAAUAAAACGUGAUGAAGCUCCAGCCUGGAUGAUGUUUCUCAGGUCAUUCCUGAUGUUUUGAUGUUUCUCAGGUUCCCUCCCUCUGUAUAUUUGGUGUAUCAGUGAUAAAGUGCCCCUGUGUAUGAAUGACAUGUGAAUGGUGUAUUGAUGUGGAAUCCUACAUCACUCCUCAAGUCCACGCUCUGUUCCUCUGAUCAGAGAUGAACCCUGGGGCGGGGGGUGGAGUCCAGGAUUAGGGCUGUAACCUAGGACAAGUUUUAGACCCCCAAGGGGUUUGGACUCCAGGACCAGGGGUUAUUUUUUUUUUUUUUACUGGUUUUUCAGAACCAGUCUGGACCCCAAUACCAGAGCUGUACUCCAGGAUUAGGGCUGUUCCUCAGGACAGGGUUCUGCAGUGACUGAACAGAUCAUUUCUUGCUUUUUAUUUCUCAGUAUUAAACAGUUCCUGCUGAUCAUCACUGCACAAGGGUCACCUGAGGGUCUGUAGACUCCACCAGGGCCACCCGAGGGUCUGUAGACUCCACCAGGGUCACCUGAGGGUCUGUGAAGAUUAACAGGGUCACCUGAGGGUCUGUGAACAUUAACAGGAUCACUAGAGGAUCUGUGGACUCCACCAGGAUCACUAGAGGGUCUGUGGACAUUACCAGGGUCACCUGAGGGUCUGUGAACAUUAACAGGAUCACUAGAGGAUCUGUGGACUCCACCAGGAUCACUAGAGGGCCUUUGGACCUCAUGAGGAUCGCCUCAUUGUGCUAGAUCACAUCAGGAAUUGGAACUACAUCAAGGUUGGGAGAUUUUGUGGUGGUUUUAGAGGACAGUUAUAUAAAAUACAUAGCGGGAAGUUUGAAGAAGCUCAGAGUGAGUUUAUGUGAAUGAUCUGAUCAAUCCUGUGCUCCUCAGCGAGCUCCCAAUGGCAAUCCCUAUCGCGAUCCUGGACUGUGACCUGCUUCUUCAUGGCCGCGGCCACAAAACCCUGGAUCGAUUCGACAUUGAAUCCGUAUCGGACGAGUUUCUUUUGACGACGUUUGGUUUCCCGCGCGACUUCAUCUAUUACUUGGUGGAGCUGCUGAAGGACGGCUUGUUGAGAAGGACGCAGAGGUCACGAGCCAUCAGCCCCGACGUUCAGAUCCUCGCGGCUUUGGGUUUCUACACGUCAGGAUCCUUUCAGAGCAAAAUGGGAGACGCCAUCGGGAUCAGCCAGGCCUCCAUGAGCCGCUGCGUCUCCAACGUCACCAGAGCUCUGAUGGAGAAAGCUCCUGAGUUUAUUGGCUUCGAGAGGGACGAAGCGGCCAGGCAGCAGGAUAAAGAGGAGUUCUUCAGGGUGGCCGGGAUUCCGAACGUAAUCGGAGUUAUAGACUGCGCACACAUCGCCAUUAAAGCCCCGAACGCAGACAAUUCCUCAUACGUCAAUAAGAAAGGCUUCCACUCCAUUAACUGCCAGCUGGUCUGUGACGCUCGAGGGCUGCUUCUGAGCGCCCAGACGCACUGGCCUGGGAGUCUCGCACACAGAGCUGUGUUCACCCAGUCCAGCGUUUACAAGAUGUUUGAGGAGCAGGAGAAACAUGAGGGCUGGCUUUUAGGAGAUCAUCGCUAUCCUCUACGAAAGUGGUUGAUGACCCCGGUUCCAAAUCCAGACACUCCCGCGGAUUUCCGCUACAACGUGGCACACGUGAGCACGCACGAGAUCGUAGACCGCACCUUCCGCGCCCUCCAGACGCGCUUCCGCUGCCUGGACGGAGCCAAAGGCUAUCUGCAGUACUCUCCUGAGAAGUGUUCUCACAUCAUCCAGGCCUGCUGCGUCCUCCACAACAUCUCGCUACAGUCUGGACUCGACGCCUGGACCUUCGAGAGGACAGAGGCCACCGACCAAUCAGAAGAGAGCAGCGAUCCCACAGAAAAUGUGGACGUGGGGGCGCUGAGAGUGCGGCAGGAACUGAUCCAGAAUCAUUUCAGCUAGAGCUGAGCCAUAAAGACUGUCUCACAGAGGCACUGUGUGGGUUAAAACCUGAAGGACUUGGUGGAAGCAGGUGGAGGAACCUGACAGGAACCUGAAAAGGGGAUUUUGUAGUGAACAUGGAAACAAAGGGGAAGAUGUUGUUUGGACUGAACAAGAACAAAUACACAUGAGAAAAAUUCUG
Messenger RNA from Silurus meridionalis, 2157 nucleotides. RefSeq names its product harbinger transposase derived 1 (gene harbi1). The transcript has 3 exons. The record is from RefSeq and is a predicted model, not a curated record. Bases 930 to 1976 code for a protein of 348 amino acids. NCBI's taxonomy places the organism in Eukaryota, Metazoa, Chordata, Actinopteri, Siluriformes, Siluridae.